Molecule: messenger RNA, 1046 nt
Organism: Lepidothrix coronata (blue-crowned manakin)
Lineage: Eukaryota; Metazoa; Chordata; Aves; Passeriformes; Pipridae
Gene: RND3
Product: Rho family GTPase 3
Exons: 5
Coding region: 112-825 (237 amino acids)
Biological process (GO): small GTPase-mediated signal transduction
Molecular function (GO): GTP binding; GTPase activity
Source: RefSeq, a predicted model, not a curated record
UUUUUUUUUUUGCGAGGAAACCGUAUUGUGCGUGGGUUGGUUUUUUUUGUUUGUUUGUUUUUUUUUUCCUCCUCUUCUGUCGUGGCCGGCCGAGGGACUAAGCGGAGAUCAAUGAAGGAAAGAAGAGCGAGCCAGAAGUUAUCGAGCAAGGCGGUGAUGGAUCCCAACCAGAACGUGAAGUGCAAGAUCGUGGUGGUGGGGGACAGCCAGUGCGGGAAGACCGCGCUGCUCCACGUCUUCGCCAAGGACUGCUUCCCCGAGAGCUACGUCCCCACGAGCUUCGAGAUCGACACGCAGCGCAUCGAGCUCAGCCUCUGGGACACCUCGGGGUCUCCUUAUUAUGACAACGUCCGUCCCCUCUCCUACCCAGAUUCUGAUGCUGUCCUCAUCUGCUUUGACAUCAGUAGGCCAGAAACUCUCGACAGUGUCCUAAAAAAGUGGAAAGGUGAAAUCCAGGAGUUUUGCCCCAACACCAAGAUGCUCUUGGUGGGCUGCAAGUCGGAUCUGCGCACGGACGUCACCACGCUGGUGGAGCUCUCCAACCACAGGCAGACCCCCGUGUCCUACGACCAGGGUGCAAAUAUGGCCAAGCAGAUUGGAGCAGCCACGUACAUCGAAUGCUCAGCCUUACAGUCAGAAAACAGCGUCAGAGACAUUUUUCACGUCGCCACCUUGGCUUGUGUGAACAAAACAAACAAAAACGUGAAACGAAACAAAUCGCAGAGGGCGACAAAGCGAAUCUCACACAUGCCCGGCAGGCCAGAACUGUCCACAGUGGCCACAGACUUGAGAAAGGACAAAGCAAAGAGUUGCACAGUGAUGUGAAGGACCUUUGGAUUUUCCCUGGAGGAGGAGGAGAACGUCCAGGAGGGGGUUGGAGGCUCGAUGAAGUACAAAAGCCGCGUGGUGUUUUAAUGAGGGGCUUUAAUGGAGACUUCGCCUGGUGGGUGAGACUGUGCUUAGAAGAAAAAAAAAAAAGGCUCUUGAGGUGGCAUCAGGAAAUGACACGUUGAAGAAAAUGCCAAAAAAAGCAAAAGAAUAAAAGG